AUGGCACGUCCCGAGUACAAACCCCUCCAACUCAAGUCUAUUGUGAUUAGUGAGAAACAAGUGCCAUCAUUAAAAACACCGAAAAGAAGAGCAGCACCACUUGCAAAGUCACCUCGUACACAACUCAUUAAGUUAUCACCAAUUCCACCGAGCGAACCAAAUCACGUUGAGUACUUCAAUAACUUACUUUUCUCGGGAGAUAACGUCGUUAUUGAAGCAUUGACACAAACACUCAUAUUACGAGCGCCAAGCGAAGAAGCAGCAUUCAAUUCUGAGGCGAUGUUGAGGUAUUACUACGAUAACAACAAAUUGAAUUCGUUAUUAACGUGGGCUUUUGAGAAAGAAGUCAACAGCAGAGGGACAGAUACCUUCACAUCGUUUUUUACUAAGAAUUCCCUCUUUCUCAAAUUGUACGACAAAUACACACAAGUCUUUUUGAUGGACUAUUUACGACUCUCACUGAAACCUACAAUGGAAAUGAUAUUAAAACAAGACUCGAGAAGACUUAGUGUGCCGGGGAAUUUGUCAUUUGUGUUACUUGAAAACGAAACGGCGCUGACGAAAGAAGAGUACACGAAAUCACAAACAUUCAUAGUUGAAGUGCUGUCGCAUACAACUGAAUGCUUAGUCCAAAAUACUCAACUCAUUCCGUCGCACUUCGCACAGUUUAUUCAAUCAAUAAAUUCCAUAUUACGGUCACACAGAAUUAAUAAACGAGACGUCGUGAAACGAGUGUUUCGAGAACUCUUUUACACAUACACGUUGUCUGUUGUGAUUAAUAACCCGGAGACUUUAAUGCCCGGCCUCUCACAAAGUGAAACGGUCCAAAAGAGAUACAAACUCAAUUACUUCAGAGAAAUGCUUGAGAAGUUGCAUUCGAGCGAUUGCCAAUCGAACAAUAACAUCAUGUUUGACAUCAUGCCAUUACUCAAAAAUCCGGACCCCGCCGGCGAUGUGUUGAAGUACUUGUUAAGCGUCCAACUCGACAAAUCACAGAAGGAAGUCAUUCUCUCGAAACCGGAAACAACGGAAGAAUCACUAAAGAAGGAAAUGAAAGAAAAAGAAAAGGCGUCACAACGAGUCACAGACUUCCAAAACUUCACGUCGAUCAUUAAAGAUAAUAUGCUGCAAAUACUCGACUUUUUACCGAGAAGAAUAGGAGACGAUCUCCUCAAAAUCGUUGGAGGAAAACCUUAUAUGUUUGAUGACUAUCACAUGUUCAGAAGUUUGUUGGACUCGAUAAACGUCUUCAACGAAGACUAUAACAUGCAAAUGAGUCAAGCCAUCAUCGUUAACACACGAAAAAAGGACGAAAUUGUACAACUGGAAGAACAACUUGGGGUGCUCCAAAAGAAGCUCGAGGAAAUUCAAAAUGAAAAUGAGAAUUUGCAAAGUCAAUUAGAUCACGAUCUACCUAUUGGGUCGAUAUUGGGUUCUGAAAGAUACAUGAAAACAUCAUUUGAGUCAUAUUAUGCGACUCGGACUUUCUUUGUUGGGUCUCAAGUCUUUUCUGGGAAAAAGAUUGAAGAUGUGAAAAAGGGUGGAUUACAGUUAUUUAAAAGGAAAAAAGACACGAAGAAGGAGAAGAAAGAAAAAAAGGACAAGAAAGAAAAGAAAGACUCUUCAGAGAGUAGUAAAUGA
This is a messenger RNA of Entamoeba invadens IP1, 1641 nucleotides long. RefSeq lists its product as hypothetical. The coding region runs from base 1 to 1641 and encodes 546 amino acids. NCBI's taxonomy places the organism in Eukaryota, Evosea, Mastigamoebida, Endamoebidae. Gene Ontology annotation, biological process: regulation of GTPase activity. The transcript is spliced from 4 exons. The record is from RefSeq and is a predicted model, not a curated record.